Molecule: messenger RNA, 1044 nt
Organism: Corticium candelabrum
Lineage: Eukaryota; Metazoa; Porifera; Homoscleromorpha; Homosclerophorida; Plakinidae
Product: GRB2-associated-binding protein 2-like
Exons: 3
Coding region: 136-741 (201 amino acids)
Biological process (GO): signal transduction
Cellular component (GO): cytoplasm
Molecular function (GO): signaling adaptor activity
Source: RefSeq, a predicted model, not a curated record
GUUAGCAGUUUUCGCAGGUGAUUACAAGCUGCGUAGCAGAAUCACGCUGUCUAACGCUUGUGCACGAGUGACUUCACCAUUUUGGAGAGAAGUCGAUUUUGUAGCUCGUGGUAUCACAGCGCACUUAGCGUGAACAUGGAUGAACACUGUAAAGUGUACAAGCAAGGUUAUCUCUUGAAAUCACCACCUCUAAAUGUUUCAGAUCAAACAAAGGGUUUUAAGCGAUGGCGGAAACGAUGGUGUGUCUUGUUGUCGGACUCUCGUAGCCAAGUCAGCCUUUAUUAUUACAAAAAUGAAAACGCAUUCAUUCGGAACAAGUUUCCUCUUGGCAUUAUUCCUACUGACGAGGUUUUCUCUUGUGAGGCGGGAUUACCUGUGAACACUGGCAACAGCAGGUACAAAUUUGUAUGGAAAAUGCAUCUCUCUAGACGCAAAUUUUACCUCGCCUCGGAUUCCAGCUAUGAAAUGAACCUAUGGGUCGAGGCCGUCCUGAAGGUGGUUCCUCAUCUUGCUUCUAGGGACAGACGGCAGAGUGCAGGAGAGAUGAGUCAGGAUGCUCAUUCUUCAGCUGCAAGUGCAGUCUCUAUGUGUGAAAACACAAGCCAGGAACGGGAUGAAUGGUCUGAUUGGGAUAGUGAUGAGCAGGAUUUUGACGGAGAAAGUUCAGACAAUUUUCAUUUUCCUUCUCCUCCGCCUCCACUUCCACCUGUGCCAAAUUUUCGCUUUCCUCCUGUUUGCUAGUAGCUAGUGUUUUAGUUAAGCAUUUAUAUAUACAUUAUAUUAUGAGGUUAGGGAUGCAUAGCUAUACUUGACAAUGGGAGCAGCAUUCUGUAUUCUAUGUUGAUGACAUUGUAACAAGAAACUACAUGUACUCUAAUGUUUGUAACUUGUAGAUAAACAUGUUAAACUGACUUGCUUUGGUAGAAGUGGACAUUCAACUAUACAAUUGGCAAGGUGGACAGAUAUUCAAACUUUACAUUUAAUUGUAAUUUUGUAAAUUUGGUUUUGUUUUAUGAAUAUGUAAAAUUGAAAGCAGAAUUACAG